CCCAGCGUGCCCUGCGCCUCAGCCCGCGCGCUCGCAGCUUCUCGCUCUCGCCUGCCUGCCCGCUCCCUUGCUUGCUCGCGCUUUGGCUCGCCCUCUCCUCGAGGAUCGAGGGGACUCUGACCACAGCCUGUGGCUGGGAAGGGAGACAGAGGCGGCGGCGGCUCAGGGGAAACGAGGCUGCAGUGGUGGUAGUAGGAAGAUGUCGGGCGAGGACGAGCAGCAGGAGCAAACUAUCGCUGAGGACCUGGUCGUGACCAAGUAUAAGAUGGGGGGCGACAUCGCCAACAGGGUACUUCGGUCCUUGGUGGAAGCAUCUAGCUCAGGUGUGUCGGUGUUGAGCCUGUGUGAGAAAGGUGAUGCCAUGAUUAUGGAAGAAACAGGGAAAAUCUUCAAGAAAGAAAAGGAAAUGAAGAAAGGUAUUGCUUUUCCCACCAGCAUUUCGGUAAAUAACUGUGUAUGUCACUUCUCCCCUUUGAAGAGCGACCAGGAUUAUAUUCUCAAGGAAGGUGACUUGGUAAAAAUUGACCUUGGGGUCCAUGUGGAUGGCUUCAUUGCUAAUGUAGCUCAUACUUUUGUGGUUGAUGUAGCUCAGGGGACCCAAGUAACAGGGAGGAAAGCAGAUGUUAUUAAGGCAGCUCACCUUUGUGCUGAAGCUGCCCUACGCCUGGUCAAACCUGGAAAUCAGAACACACAAGUGACAGAAGCCUGGAACAAAGUCGCCCACUCAUUUAACUGCACGCCAAUAGAAGGUAUGUUGUCACACCAGUUGAAGCAGCAUGUCAUCGAUGGAGAAAAAACCAUUAUCCAGAAUCCCACAGACCAGCAGAAGAAGGACCAUGAAAAAGCUGAAUUUGAGGUACAUGAAGUAUAUGCUGUGGAUGUUCUCGUCAGCUCAGGAGAGGGCAAGGCCAAGGAUGCAGGACAGAGAACCACUAUUUACAAACGAGACCCCUCUAAACAGUAUGGACUGAAAAUGAAAACUUCACGUGCCUUCUUCAGUGAGGUGGAAAGGCGUUUUGAUGCCAUGCCGUUUACUUUAAGAGCAUUUGAAGAUGAGAAGAAGGCUCGGAUGGGUGUGGUGGAGUGCGCCAAACAUGAACUGCUGCAACCAUUUAAUGUUCUCUAUGAGAAGGAGGGUGAAUUUGUUGCCCAGUUUAAAUUUACAGUUCUGCUCAUGCCCAAUGGCCCCAUGCGGAUAACCAGUGGUCCCUUCGAGCCUGACCUCUACAAGUCUGAGAUGGAGGUCCAGGAUGCAGAGCUAAAGGCCCUCCUCCAGAGUUCUGCAAGUCGAAAAACCCAGAAAAAGAAAAAAAAGAAGGCCUCCAAGACUGCAGAGAAUGCCACCAGUGGGGAAACAUUAGAAGAAAAUGAAGCUGGGGACUGAGGAACGCCAGCAGAGCGGGGGGAUCUCCCUGCCCCCACCCCAGUUCCCCAACCCACUCCCUUCCAACAACAACCAGCUCCAACUGACUCUGGUCUUGGGAGGCGAGGCUUCCCAACCACGGAAGACUACUUUAAAUGAAAAAAAGAAA
Pongo pygmaeus (Bornean orangutan) is the source of this 1532-nucleotide messenger RNA. Its product is annotated as proliferation-associated protein 2G4. The record is from RefSeq and is a predicted model, not a curated record. The coding region runs from base 200 to 1384 and encodes 394 amino acids. NCBI's taxonomy places the organism in Eukaryota, Metazoa, Chordata, Mammalia, Primates, Hominidae. The transcript is spliced from 2 exons.